AAACUUUUGUAAUAUUACAAUUUCCAAAUGUCUGCUGCAAAUGGGACCUGAGAUUUCCCUUGUUUUGUUGAUUGCAUUCUCUCCGUCACUUUGUGAAUGAGGAAGAGACAGCCUUUCUCAGCCAAUUGCUCGAUAUGAUGCGAUCAGUCUGUUCAGCAGCUUGGUGACAUGUUCACGCGACCUUUCCUUACAGCUGCUAUCUCGGAAAUAACCUAAUUUCCAUCAGCAGGUAGAAUAAGGGCCAAGGCCAUUGUCGGCUGCCGAUAUACAGCCUUCAGCACACUAUAAAAACACAAUGCCUGUCAGUUAGACGUUGCCGCUCAUCAGCUUCAGCCUUCCACCAAGACUCCUGUAGUUUUCUUGGAAACAAACUGGAACUUGUGUUUCGAGAUAGUAAUAACUGCCGAUGCUGGAGUCAGAAAUAACACCGUGUGGAGCUGGAGGAACACAGCAGGCCAGGAGAGAGUUCCACACUUCCAGCACCACUUGUGUGAAGAAAUGCUUCUGAAAUUGACACUGAUUUUAAGCUAACAAUCAUACAGUAAUUUAUACAAUGGCUGGAGAGGAAUAUGCUUCAAUGAUGGAGGAGGGCAGUGUGGAGGAGAUGGACACAUCUGAUACACCGUGGAACUGGUACUAUUUGGGUGAAUGUGGAAAAUGGCACAUUUUUGAGAGGGACCCAAAUAUUUCAUGUUCUGUGAGCAGCGAAGAUAUUGAAAUGAUGUACAGAAUGAAUCCACAAGGUGUUAUUUCUUUUUCCACUGCAAAAUUCAACUACACGUUAGAUUUCCAAGCAAUGAAACAAACCAAUAAAGAAACAGGGAAACAACGACCAGUGAAACGUGCAGCCUUCUGUGUCACUGCUUUCAGUUUCAUUUGUGGAAAUGAAGAUAUUCCCAUUCCUUUACAUUGGGAUAAUAUAGAACGAGACAAACCUUUUCAGCUCAACCCAUUGCACAAAGCUUCAAAUGAAUACACGGAAGUCGCAAAACUUUUUGGCCAGUCAAUGGAUCAAAAUCGAAUCAAGAAAAUUCAAAGAAUUCAGAAUCUAGACUUAUGGGAAUUCUAUUGCAGGAAAAAAAUUCACUUGAAAAAGAUGAGAAAUGGGAUAGAGCUGAAUGAGAGAAUGCUCUUUCAUGGCACAGGCAAUGAAUUUGUCGAAGCAAUAUGUUUGCAAAAUUUUGACUGGAGAAUAAAUGGAUUGCAUGCUACAGUCUAUGGAAAAGGGACUUAUUUUGCCCGUGACGCCUCGUACUCCAGCCGUUACUGCCGCACCACCGAAAUGAAUGAGCCGUUCUUGCAGACACUAUCCUUAUCUGCACCACAUCGCUGGCGAUCGGAUUUUAAGACAAUGUUCCUCGCCCGGGUUCUUGUGGGUGACUAUACCACUGGAGAUCCCAAAUAUAUUCGGCCUCCUUCAAAGGAUGGAAGUCUGGUGAACUUGUAUGACAGCUGUGUCGACAAUACAGAGAACCCAAAGAUUUUUGUUAUAUUUGACUCUAACCAUAUUUAUCCAGAAUACCUAAUUGAAUUUACGUAAUUGCAAAUUAAGCAAUUCUUGCUCGAAGAAGCGGGGAAUAUAAAUAAAACUAAAUCAAUUAAAUUA
Molecule: messenger RNA, 1606 nt
Organism: Rhincodon typus (whale shark)
Lineage: Eukaryota; Metazoa; Chordata; Chondrichthyes; Orectolobiformes; Rhincodontidae
Product: protein mono-ADP-ribosyltransferase PARP11
Exons: 9
Coding region: 554-1540 (328 amino acids)
Molecular function (GO): NAD+ poly-ADP-ribosyltransferase activity
Source: RefSeq, a predicted model, not a curated record